This is a messenger RNA of Wallemia ichthyophaga EXF-994, 2406 nucleotides long. Its product is annotated as DEAD-box ATP-dependent RNA helicase 25. Gene Ontology annotation, molecular function: nucleic acid binding; ATP binding. Gene Ontology annotation, cellular component: mitochondrion. NCBI's taxonomy places the organism in Eukaryota, Fungi, Basidiomycota, Wallemiomycetes, Wallemiales, Wallemiaceae. The record is from RefSeq and is a predicted model, not a curated record. The transcript has 2 exons. The coding region runs from base 1 to 2406 and encodes 801 amino acids.
AUGCUACUCAGGCCAGUCAGAAGAUUUACAAGUCCAUUGAGGCUACUCAGCGUUGUUAGAUCUACAGCCACGGUAUCCGCAUCCAGCCAAUCACAGCAGCCACCCUCCCGGCACCAUCCUCAGCCUGAAUUCCCGCAGCUUAUUCCUUCUAGCGUACAGACAGGCAGCUACCACCCAAUCGCUCCUGAUGACAGCCACAAGCGUAAAGAGGACGAUGAAUCUUUCGAUUCCGUUGCCACAAAGCUCUCGCCAGAGACUAUGAAAGCUAUCACAGUUUCACCACACAAGCAUACAAAAAUGUCUGCUGUACAAUCUGCUAUCUUCAACCUUCUCCCUGGCUUAUCUGAUGCCCAAUCAAAUGACAGGAAAGACCUCUUUGUCAAGUCUAAGACUGGUACUGGUAAAACUAUGGCCUUCUUGGUGCCUGCCAUUGAAGCUAGACUUAUGGCUAUUCAGAAUGCAUUUGAUUCUGCUUCUGGUUCUGAUAAAGAAAAGUUUAAAGCUGGUAAACAAUACGCUAAUAGUACCGUUGGCGCUGUGAUUAUCAGUCCAACAAGAGAAUUAGCCACUCAAAUUGCUAACGAAGCUAUAAAACUCUGUACGCAUCACAAAGGCUUUCAAGUUAGACUCUUCGUUGGUGGCGCCAACAAAGGAAAGCAACUCUCAGAAUUCAAAAACGGUAGAGGCGAUAUCAUUGUUACCACCCCUGGUCGUAUGAAUGAUGUUCUACAAACUAGUCCUAUGGUUAAAUCUGCUUUGAACACUUCUCCAACUCUUAUCCUCGAUGAAGCAGAUACUUUACUUGAAAUGGGUUUUAAGGAUGAACUCAAUGCCAUCAUCGAACACCUCCCAGGUCAUCCAACUCGUCAAUCCGUUCUACUCUCCGCUACCCUCUCAGAAGGUAUUAGAAAGGUCGCCAAAUCUAUCCUUAAACCAAACCAUCUUUACAUAGACACAGUACCAGAAGGCGAGAGCAACUCGCAUGCUAAAAUUCCUCAAUUUUACUCUGCAUUAUCAUCCCCUGGCCACCAGUUACCACAUUUACUUAGAUUGAUAUCCCACGAUCAGCUCACGAAUCCAAAAUCAAAGAUAAUGAUUUUUUGCCCAACAACCAAAAUGACGAUGCUCUACUCGACCAUCUUCAGAGCGCUCUCAAAAUCCCUGCCAAAGAAGGCUAACAUAUUCGAGAUCCACAGCAAGAGAACGAUGGAGCAGCGUAGCAGAGCAUCUGAGCAUUUCAGGAGGGAUAAGUCUGACAGUAGUGUGUUGGUAACUUCAGACGUCAGUGCACGCGGUGUUGACUAUCCAAAUGUCACACGCGUUAUCCAAAUUGGUGUGCCUCCAUCUGCUGAUCAAUACGUUCACAGAAUAGGUAGAACUGGUAGAGGUGGUUCCAGUGGAAGAGCAGAUUUCGUUAUGGAUUACUACGAAUUACCAUUCCUGACUUGGCAACUCAACCAGCACAACAUUGCAGAUAAUCCAGCUAAAGAGUUCGCCAAGCAGGUUGCACAAUUGGCAGAAUCUACAGGCAAUCAGGAUGUUGUUGAUAAGGUCAACAAUAUUGAGAAUGAGUUGAAAGAUCUCAUCUCUCAAGUUGACGAAUUGGCCGUCAGGGAGACUUUCGCAAGUUUGCUCGGAUACUAUCUACCAAAAGCACCAGUGAUGCGUACGACGAAAGGUGUUGUAGUGGAAGGACUCAAGUCAUGGACAACUGAGGCAAUGGGCUUGCCAAGACCACCAUACAUAUCCGACACUUUCCUGCUCAAAAUGGGUCUCACAGAUAACCGUUCGAAGCGCUUCGGUCAGAAAGACAGAUACUCGGGAGAUGCAGCCAAGGAGUACUUUAGUGUUGCUGACAAGAGGAGUGGUAAAGAUCAAGGAUUGCGCUACAACCUCGAUGGCAGACAGACAUACAGAGGUUCAGAUAAGGGCAAGUUGCGCAGUGAGUGGGACAAGAGAGGUCUCUACGGUUACAGAGGUCAGGGUGCUCCACCUCCAUCUGAGCGCAACAAGCCUGAAAUGGACGCAGAUGAAUACAGGAGUGCUCCUUAUGGUAGAGAGCAUCUCUCUCCCGAAUACAUCGGUGCCUCAAACAGACCGAGGGUGAGAAGUCGCACCGACUUCGACUACGGCGGUAAAGGUAGAUCAGGUGGUAUAAAAAAGCCAACUGACAGAAGAAGCUACAUGACUAGCGCACAUCCCACCAGAGCUGUAUAUGCUCAUGACGAAGAAAGACAAGCUGAAGCUGAAGUUCAAGCUAGGAAGCAAAGGGCUCAAAAAAUUGCAGAAUCACCGCGUACUGCUUCGCAUUACGAAUUAAGUAACAAGUUGGCUAGAAGACGUAGAACCGCAAACAAAGAAUUUCAUGCUCGUAAAGUACUCAUUCAAGACGCUAUGCAUCAAUAG